AUGAGCAGUCACCACCACCACAGCAAUCACAAGCACCCAAAGAAGAAGCACCACUUCAAGAUCCAACAACGACAACGUAAGCAUCAACAAAAACAACAACAGCAACAACAACAACAACAGGGUCAAGGGCAGAGAGUUCUUGCUCAGAACCCCUUUGAAUUAAAGUCCUUCAACCCCAAAAAUUUCGAUCCAAAGACAUUCGAUCCCAAAUCCAUCGAUCUCACGUCGCUCGACCUGCCCAACAUCGACAUGAAGAACUUUGACAUACAGUCGCUCGAUGUCAACAAGAUUGGUGAGAAGCUGACAGGUACCCUGGUCAAGUCCUCCCUUCCUGCUGGAUUGAAGUUCCCCAAGGAGCUGACGCUGGAGCAGUUGCAGAGUAUCAUCGAAAGGUUUCAUUGGAACGAGACGAGGACGGAUGUGAGGGCGCCGUUGCCAAUGGACUUUGAGCCCGAUAAGAGUAUCUUUACUUUCUUGUAUUCCAUAAAUCACUUCAAGGAUCCAACGGUCGACUUGCCUGGAUGCCCUGUUGCAGGAACACCUCUUCGCAGCGAUGACUCUGCCUCAGGACUUGUCUGGACGUGUGAAGCGGGACACUUCUGUGCGGCUCCCAACGUUUCGGUUCCCUGUCUGCCAGGAUUCUACUGUCCCGCAAACACGGCUCAGCCAACACUCUGUUGCAAGGGAUACCUCUGCAGUCCAGACACCAAGACCAUCGAGGUCUGCCCCGCCAGCUACUUUUGCCCCGCUGCCUCCACCCGCGCCCUCCCGUGCAACUUUUUGGCGUUUUGCCCUCGUGGUACGUCAGCCGUCGAAAAAUACGGUCUCGGCGCCGUCCUGUUUGCAUUCGCAUUGAUAACCAUGGCAGUUUUCUCCAUCAAGAAGCGAAUCUUCCGCGCCCAACGCCUCCGAUAUCGACAGCGACUCCGCGAGCUGGGCGACAACAGCGAUGAUCUGGAGGAUGAAAAGCGUCAAAAGAGGGAGGCAGCCCAACUGGCACAGUCCAUCAUCAUCGAGGAUCAGAAACGACUCAUGUCAGGAUCUCAAAUCGCCAGUCACGGAGCCGCCCCAGGUGGUGGUGGGGGAUUGGACUUUGCAGCGAGUCAUCGUAGUCUGGCGUUGGCGGCUGCUGCAGCUGGGAAUAUGAAUGUUAGUACGGUGAGUCUUCCCAAGGCUGAGAGGUCGUUUGAUAUUCGGUUUGAGAAGUUGGGGCUUACUCUCCCUACCGGAGUUGACAUCAUCAAGAACAUUAGCGGCAGACUGAUUACAGGAAGGACGUGCGCUGUGAUGGGACCCUCGGGUGCGGGAAAGACCACGUUCUUGUCAAUCCUCGCCGGUAAGGUGGCCAAGACAGAUGGAAGCAUCAAAGUCAACGGCAAGGAACAGACAUUGAGUCUUUGGAAGAAGCUGAUUGGAUUCGUCCCCCAGGAAGAUGUGAUGCUCUCCGACCUCUCGGUUCGCGAAAUUCUCAUGCACUCGGCGAGAAUGCGUCAGGCGGUACACAUGAGCCACAAUGAGAAGCGUCUCAAGGUGUUGGAAGUCAUCCAGUUCCUGGGUCUCGGUCAUAUCAUGGACAACCCCAUCGGAGAUGUCGAGACUCGUGGUGUGUCUGGUGGUGAGCGCAAGCGUGUCAACAUUGGUAUGGAGCUCGUCGCAUCCCCCUCGAUCCUGUUCUUGGACGAACCGACAUCCGGUCUGGACUCUGCUACAUCGCUUGAGGUCUGCAAGCUGUUGAAGCAGAUUGCUCAGGAGCAGUUCCUGACUGUCGCUGCUGUCGUUCACUCACCUUCACCCCAUGCCUUCAACCAGUUUGAUGAUCUCCUCUUGCUGGGAUCUGGAGGUCGGGUCGUCUACUCGGGUCCACGAGGUGAGGCUUCACGCUACUUUGAGAGCAUUGGUUACCCUGUCCCUGAGGAUGAGAGUCCUGCCGACUUCUUUAUUUCUCUUGCAGCCGGUCGCGUUGACAAGUCUCCGCGUGCUCCCGAAUAUGAGAGCCAGGAGGAUGAUGAUGCGAUGACCUAUGGAUACCAAGAUACCAUCAAGCCCAAGACCCCUCGUGAGCGUACCCAAGAGCUCUUUGAUGAGUGGGAGAACCACUGCCGCAACAAGGCCCUGUCCAAGACACUGCAGAAGCAUGCUAUCCGCGAGAGUGACACUAUGAUUACAGUCCGCCUGUCAAAUGAUGGAUCAAAUCAAGGAUCCCCUGAGAAGCGCGACACGAUGAAGCAGGCCCAGUUGUACCCUCUGGACCAGUCCAGCGACGAUACCACGGAAAAAUCGUUCUACCCAGCCAUGUUACCCGAGGAACGAGAUUGCCACGUCUCGACUAUGGCCCUUCACCAACCCUCAAGACCCCAGUCACCAACAUUCAGUGUCCCCAUCUCCAACCUGGCCGGAUCUUCCACCGAUACCACGGACCAGGUUGAGGUGAUUAAGAACCAAGGACAAGGAUUCUGGACAUCCCUCCGCAUGUCGUUCAUCACAAGCUGGGCAGACUCGGUCUCGUACAUCCGCGACGUCUUUGAGGAGAUGGGUCAUUGGCUGUGGACCAUCAAGUGCAAGUUCACCGGAGAGCAGGAUCCCGUCCGUGAGACGCCUUCCUUUGGCAGCGUCUUCAUUCUCUGCUUCAAACGCGCGUGUCUUCAGAACUAUCGAUCGCAGAUGGGAUUCUUGUCUGACCAGUCUCUUCAUCUGGCCUGCGGACUCUGUGUCUCCUUUGCCUCCAAGGACAUGAUGUAUACCCCCCGUCAGCCGGCUGAAAUCUGCGCGAUGGCCCCUCCAGCAAUCCAGUUGUCCUGUGCCACACCACUGGAUGAUAUCCGUUACGUCGGCAUGUUCAUGUCCCUCGGUGUCUAUUUCGCGGGUAUCAGCGUUGGUGCCUCCACCUUUGGUGAUGAGAAAGCUGUGUAUUGGCGCGAUACCUCGGCCGGCAUGCCGACUCUCCCUUACUACCUGGCCAAGUUCCUGGCAGAUGUACCACGCAUGAUUGUCGCAGUCAUCCUCCUCCUCUACAUCAACGCUUUCUCGCUCGGAUACUUUGUCUCGGCAGUCGUCAACAGAUCGAUGUUUGGACUCGCGGGAACGGGUAUGUCGCUGGCCUGGGCGCUGGUCUUGAGUGGAACGGCACCUCAUCUGUACAAGGUCAUGACCAGCGGUGGGUAUGCGACUGUUCGGUGGGUUUGGGAUAUUAGUGCCCCUCGAUGGGGUGUUGAGGCUUUCUAUCUGAAGGAGAUGGAUUCGAGGAUUUAUAACGAGAUUAAUCAUAACGUGCUGGGGGACAUGUACGCGUUCGAGCACUACGAGGGUGCUAUCAUGUCGAUGAUCUACAUUGGCCUUGGUUGGAACGUGUUGACGUUUACGUUGAUGAAGCUCCUCAACCGCCACAAGGUCAAGUAA
Linnemannia hyalina is the source of this 3396-nucleotide messenger RNA. The record is from the annotation of a GenBank genome assembly. Lineage: Eukaryota; Fungi; Mortierellomycota; Mortierellomycetes; Mortierellales; Mortierellaceae.